Amphimedon queenslandica is the source of this 1832-nucleotide messenger RNA. RefSeq lists its product as uncharacterized. The transcript has 12 exons. Lineage: Eukaryota; Metazoa; Porifera; Demospongiae; Haplosclerida; Niphatidae. The annotation marks the transcript as partial. The record is from RefSeq and is a predicted model, not a curated record.
AUGGAAAAUGCUUAUUGCAAAGGCUUGAAUGUCCUUGAGAAACUAAGUCAUCCAGAUAUAAGGAUUAGGCCUAAAGCUCAGGUUAACGAGCUUAAGUUUCAUGGACACUUUUGCUGCGGGCCUAGUCUUGAAGCAAUAGUCACUCCAUGGUGCCCUCUCAUACCACAAGAUGCUCCACCUCCACACUCAGUGCCUUACAUGCAAAUGCAUUUGAUGAAAGAGUCUAGAAGUGAUACUAUUGAUGGCAUAUAUCAGAUAUACAAGGAUAGAGAUAAACUUGAAGUUCUCUUCAUUAUUGCUAGAGAGGAGCAACAGCAGCCAUUCUCACCUCCGGAUCUUCGUUUUAGGAUUAUAUUCAUUUCAAGGAGACAUAAGAAAGAUGUACUGGAACUGGCAGAGAAGGGACAUGAUCUCGAAGUUACAGUCAAUAUCACAGAGUCUAAGAAUGAAGUUAUGCGAGCUUUAAUGCCUCAAGAAUCAGAAAAUUUUGCUACUUUAAUUAAAGUAGUGCAUUACGUUAUUCAAAACCGUGUUACUGUGUCACUGUCUAGUGGAAUUUCUGAAUAUCCAAAUAUUUGUCCUGAAGAUAAGAGGGUUCUUUCAUGCUUUUUGGAUUUCCUUUGCUAUCAAUCUUUGGAAAACCAUAUUGAUGUGCAACUUGCAGUUUCCUCCAGUGUAAACUGUAUCUUUAACCUCUUGCAUCAGCCAAUUCACUUUGAUUACAUGUUUCCUAAGGACUUUAUCUUUUAUUUUGAUUUGGCUUAUACAAAUUAUAGAAAUGAAUCUGUGGAGAAAAAUGCUCAUAAAGUUAUGAUUCAUUAUUUACAUAAAUUAAAAAAGGUCCCAAUUGAAACUGUAGCAGAGCAAGUGGAACACUUUGUAAAACUGGGAGAUUUUAAAGCAGAUAUCAGUAGUGCAGUCAAUUUGUCCAGUGUUUUUGAGCACACUGCUAAAGCAUUCUUAAAGCAUUGUGAAUUAUAUUUUAAAAGAGGAGAAAUUUCAGAAGCGUUCCAUGUGACUCUUCUAUUAAUUUCUAUUGGUGUUAAGAUUAAUAGUUUUUCUGAUAAGAAAUUAGCAAAGUAUGAUCAUAUUUGGAACAAGAAAUUUAAUGAGUAUUACAAGUCUGGUUUCAGUCAGAAUCACUUGCUUUGCCUAGAGAAAGGACUGAAAGCAAUGACGACAAUACUUGAAGGCUUUCCUCAUUUAAUGUCUGAAUGGAAAGAUUUGUAUCUCAUUUUAUCUAGCAAAGUUUACACUUUUGAAACCAUGAAGGAAUUUAUUACUCAAAGUGUGAAGUAUCUUAUAAGAUCAAGACAAGAUAGUUCGUUUAGAAUUGAUUUUCUGCAGCCAUUGACAGAUAUGUGCUUGAAUGCUUCACGGAAGAAAAAGAUUGCAAGUCAUUUUAGUGUUGAUGCCAAUAAUGUAAUAAAAGAAGGAAAAGAAUUUUUAGCAUGCCUGAUUUUGUUAAUUGAUGAGCAAAAGUGGAGCGGAUAUGACUACUAUACAAUACUUGAGAAUUGGAUGAAAAUCAUUUUUAAUCUAAUUGAUCUAUCAGAAGAAUCACACAAAUUUCAAUUAUUUCAAUGGAUACAUGAGGAACAAAUCAAUUCAAGCUACUUUGACUAUGACUAUAGUUUUAACAAAGAAUUGGAAGAUUUUCUGUUAAGGUCUCAAAAUUUGUCAGCCGAAUUAUUAAUUAGCAUUGUAAAUUCAGUAUCAAGUGAACGGUUUGACAAAGCUAAGACGAUUUCUGAUUUUCUUGGAAAAUCUGGAGUUCAUAAAUCACUUCUUGAUGAGCCUAACUGUCAUCUCAUCAUUCUUGCAGUGGCUAU